GAAGAAACAAAUAGGAAAUGGGGGGGCCCGCAUAAAUAGUUUAAUUCGGCCGCCCGCUUUGUCGUCUCUAUCGUCUCCGUCCGACCCCGUCGUUCCCUUGUGUUUUGACCCUCUCAACUUCUUCCCCCCCUGUCUUCUCUUUUUCUAUAUCGCCUCUGUCCGUUUCUACCUUCACUCCUCCUUCCUAACAUUCUCCCACUUCAUUCUCUCCUCCCCCCCCCCCGGGGAUAUCUGUGAUCUCCUGCUUCUCUGAGCUCCCUCUGUCCUCCUUGUUUCAGAUACAACUGCUUCUUCUUAUUCUAUAUUGUUAAACCCAGAAUUAGUCGGGAGAUGUCCACAACUCUCUGACCUUGGAGAGCCAGAGAGAGGGGAGAGACGCCCAUCAGUUCUCUGCUUCCCCUCCUCAUAUCUCUUGAAGGCUCUUCCCCGGUCUUUUCUCUCUCCCUCUCCAUGUCUUCAAAUUAUUGUUAUGAGGCGGCUUGAAAGGGUGUCUCCUCUGGGGAUCAUUCUCGACUUCUAGGCAUUUUCUUGGUUUUGGUUCAAAUCCUUGCUAUACAAACGACAGCGAAGAAAGAGAUAUAUGGCUGGUAGCAAUGAAGUCAACCUCAAUGAAUCCAAGAGUGUUGUGCCGUUGAAUACUUGGGUUCUUAUUUCCAAUUUCAAGCUGGCCUACAAUCUACUUAGACGCGCCGACGGAACCUUCAAUCGCGAGUUGGCCGAGUUCCUUGACCGGAAGGUGCCCCCCAAUACAAUUCCGGUCGACGGGGUAUUCUCUUUCGACCAUGUUGAUCGAAAUACCGGCCUCUUCAAUCGGGUGUAUCAACCAGCUCCAGAACAUGAGUCCCAGUGGGGCAUUUUAGAGCUUGAAAAGCCCUUGAGCACGACCAAGAUCGUCCCUGUCAUAAUUUUCUUCCAUGGUGGAAGCUUCUCUCAUUCAUCUGCUAAUAGUGCCAUCUACGACACCUUCUGCCGGCGACUUGUGAACAUCUGUAAGGCAGUUGUGGUCUCUGUAAACUACCGCCGAUCGCCAGAACAUCGAUAUCCGUGUCCAUACGACGAUGGCUGGGCUGCACUUAAAUGGGUUAAAUCAAGAACGUGGCUUCAGAGCGGAAAGGAUUCCAAGGUUCAUGUAUACUUGGCCGGCGACAGUUCAGGCGGUAACAUCGUUCACCAUGUGGCGGCGAGGGCUGCUGAGUCAGAUAUUGAAGUGCUGGGUAAUAUUCUGCUUCAUCCAUUGUUUGGAGGACAGAAGCGUACAGAGUCGGAGAAGAGACUAGAUGGGAAGUACUUUGUGAGAUUGCAAGACCGUGAUUGGUAUUGGAGAGCUUUUCUGCCAGAAGGAGAAGACAGAGAUCAUCCAGCAUGCAAUCCAUUUGGCCCAAGGGGGAAAAACCUUGCAGGACUCAAGUUCCCUAAAAGUCUCGUUUGUGUGGCUGGUUUGGAUCUUGUCCAAGAUUGGCAACUGGCAUAUGUGGAAGGUCUCGAGAAUUCAGGCCACGAGGUUAAACUUCUUUACCUAAAGGAGGCCACCAUCGGGUUCUACUUCCUGCCUAAUAAUGAUCACUUCUAUUGCCUUAUGGAGGAGAUAAACCACUUCGUGAAUUCUAACUGUUAAUACACCAGUAGUACUUCCACUGCUGCUGCUACCACUUAACCUUACUUAAAGAAGGCUAUACAUGACAAAAGCUUCACCAUUUCCCUUGGCUUCUCUUUCUAUUUUUGUAUCCACUUUUUGCUCUUCCCCUGCUUUAUAGUGGUGAUGUGUAGUUAUCAAACUGUGUAGCAUUACUUCUCACUGGCAUAACAUCUGUGGUGGUCAACUAGAAAGAGUUCUGGUACUCCUGAGCGUUGAUGUCCUUUGAAGGGUAGUGCCUGUUUCAGCGAGCGGGCUUGAAGCACCAGAACUCUUUCAUUUGUGGGGCUUUGCUGAAUCACCGUAUACGAGGCUUACCCCAAUUUUAACACUUUGACCUCAUCAACAGGAGGGAAGAUAAAGGAUAUGGCUUCAUUUCUGAAUGUGAACUGCAGCAUAUCCCUUUCUGUUAGUGAACUUGUAUGUAAUACCUGUGUUCUAGUUUAUAUAUAAAUAUUGCUUGUUUGCCCUCUUUUUUCAGUUGGCAGAAGCUAAUGUAUUAAUUUUUCUCUGAUGCAUGGCUUCGUAACGUUAAUGGCCAAAAUGAUCCGACUAAGCUUUGAGUCGUGACAGUCAUGGGGAAGGAUCGUUAUCAACAGUUACUAAGAUUCUGAAUCGUUAAUGCUUUUAGUCGCUUUACAUCUAAGUUUGGCAUGAAACACGAGAUGCGCCUAAAAGAAUAGAUGCUAAGAAAAGGGCUAGUUGGACAAGAGGAAAAAGAUUAUGAAAUGUGUUUGCUUGGUCAUGAGUCACAAAGGAAUGAGCUAGAGACUUGGCGACGAGGACCAACCUGAUUGCAAAAGGCAAACCCCAUCCACUGAAAACUUGAACAGGAAGAAUGAUUGGCACGAGUUUGAUUCGUGAUCAUGAACUAUGCUAUCUUUCAACGUCAAAUUGAUUAAUUCCUGUCAUCUCCUCAUUGCUUGUUCUAGAUAGGUCUGUUUUGGAGCUUGGGGAAACAAGCAAGAACGGGAGUUUGGAUUUGUUUUUGAUGUGGGGGGAACUAUUUUACUGGUAGUUGGGAACUUUGGAUGUAUUCUUAGGCCUUAGGGACCACUUUUAAGGGUGCCCA
Molecule: messenger RNA, 2705 nt
Organism: Neltuma alba
Lineage: Eukaryota; Viridiplantae; Streptophyta; Magnoliopsida; Fabales; Fabaceae
Product: gibberellin receptor GID1B-like
Exons: 2
Coding region: 581-1615 (344 amino acids)
Biological process (GO): floral organ morphogenesis; raffinose family oligosaccharide biosynthetic process; positive regulation of gibberellic acid mediated signaling pathway
Cellular component (GO): nucleus; cytoplasm
Molecular function (GO): hydrolase activity; gibberellin binding
Source: RefSeq, a predicted model, not a curated record